Molecule: messenger RNA, 3339 nt
Organism: Abrus precatorius (Indian licorice)
Lineage: Eukaryota; Viridiplantae; Streptophyta; Magnoliopsida; Fabales; Fabaceae
Product: phosphoserine aminotransferase 2, chloroplastic-like
Exons: 1
Coding region: 791-2059 (422 amino acids)
Biological process (GO): L-serine biosynthetic process
Cellular component (GO): cytoplasm; chloroplast stroma
Molecular function (GO): pyridoxal phosphate binding; O-phospho-L-serine:2-oxoglutarate transaminase activity
Source: RefSeq, a predicted model, not a curated record
CAAUUUUGUUCCACCAACCACAGAUUUCACAAAUUGCACCUGCUAGAGUGCUAGAUACCACUUUCACCAUUUUUUAUGACCAAAAUAUAUUGAAAGACCCCUCAGUACUUACCCUACAGGGUUAAGGUAACCAUUUCUAGGACAACUAGAUACCAAUUAUGUUUGUGUACUCAGUAAAAGAAUUUACAAUAUACUAAGAGUUACAAGGUUAUCCACUGAUACUAAAAAAAUGUAAUUACAGAAAAUUACUGGGGGUGCUAAAAAUAUAUUAAUUAAAAAUUUCAAUUAAUUGAAUAAGUUUCAUAAAAAAUUCAAGAAAGAUUUGUAACACAUUAAAUAAAUUAAUAUCUAUUUUAGUUUCUUAAAUUAUAAACAUUAAUCACUUUAAUUUAUAAUUUUGCAAAAAAAAAACUUAUUUUAACUUAAACAUUUUAACAAUAACUCAAUUGAGUCUUUAUUUAUUUUCUUUAUCAUUUUAUAUAAAAAAUAAAUAAUAUUUUAUCAAAUUUAAGGGAAAAAAAAAUUCUAAAAUCAAAUAUUGAAAUAACUGAUGCUUGUAAUUUAAAACAUUAAAUCAUAAUUUACCCCCGAAUAAAACUCACUAUUGGGUAGGUAAUUGAACCCACCAACAUCCCAUCUCAGUAUAAAUUUUCCCCACUUGAGAUUCAGAUCUUUGCCAUAAACAUUUCCGACUCCAUAGACAUUAAAAGAACACACCAAACUCUGCACAAACAAACUCUCUCUCACUCUCUCUCCUCUGAAACAAAACAAAAACUCGGUAAGCAUCACCAUGCCGAUGGCAACUUCACCUCACACUCACCUCCUCCACAACCCCACCAACAUCAACAAUCACCGUAACAACAACAACCCUUUUCCCAUCUUCACCCCCAAACGCAUCUCCUUCAAACCCACAUCCAUCAAAUGCGCCACCCAAGUCCAGACCCAAUCUCCACCUCUCACCCAAGGCCAAGAUCGGGUCUUUAACUUCGCCGCCGGUCCGGCCACCUUGCCGGAAAAGGUGCUUCUCCGGGCACAAUCGGAACUUUACAUCUGGCGCGGAUCCGGCAUGAGCGUCAUGGAGAUGAGUCACAGAGGAAAAGAAUUUCUCUCCAUAAUCCAAAAAGCGGAAGCGGAUCUACGCACUCUCUUGCAGAUCCCGUCGGAAUAUUCCGUUCUCUUUCUCCAGGGUGGCGCCACCUCCCAGUUUGCCGCCGUGCCGUUGAACCUCUGCACCCCAAACGACGCCGUUGAUUAUGUUGUGACUGGUUCAUGGAGUGACAAGGCCUUCAAGGAGGCACAGAAGUACUGUAAACCCAAGGUGAUCUGGUCUGGGAAACCUGAGAAGUACACAAAUAUUCCGUCUUUUGAUGAUUUGGAGCAGAACCCUGAUUCUGGGUAUUUGCAUAUUUGUGCCAAUGAGACUAUUCAUGGGGUUGAGUUUAAGGAUUACCCUACUCCCAAGAAUAAAAAUGGGAUUUUGGUGGCUGAUAUGUCUUCUAAUUUUUGUUCCAAGCCUGUUGAUGUGUCCAAAUUUGGGGUUAUUUAUGCUGGGGCCCAGAAGAAUGUGGGGCCCUCUGGUGUCACCAUUGUGAUCAUCAGGAAGGACUUGAUUGGGAAUGCUCAAGCUGUGACUCCUGUGAUGUUUGAUUAUAAGAUCCAUCAUGAGAACAGUUCACUUUACAAUACCCCUCCUUGUUAUGGUAUUUACAUGUGUGGUUUGGUGUUUGAGGACUUGUUGGAACAAGGGGGUUUGAAGGAGGUUGAAAAGAAUAACAAGAAGAAAGCUGAGAUUCUCUAUAAUGUCAUUGAUGGGAGCAAUGGGUUUUAUAGGUGCCCGGUUGAGAGGUCAGUGAGGUCUUUGAUGAAUGUGCCUUUUACUUUGGAGAAAUCUGAGUUGGAGAGUGAGUUUAUCAAGGAGGCUGCUAAGGAAAAGAUGGUUCAGCUCAAAGGACAUAGGUCAGUGGGAGGAAUGAGAGCAUCCAUUUACAAUGCUAUGCCUUUGGCUGGGGUUGAGAAGUUGGUGGCUUUCAUGAAGGAUUUCCAAGCCAGGCAUGCUUAGAGGAGGAAGCUGAAAUACUUGCAUAAAUCUAUUGAUCCCAAGUUGGGGUGUGUUGUUUUGAUGUGUCAUUAGAGAGCACACUACUUGGGUACAUUAGCUUUUUUAUGUGAGCAUUUCUUUGCCAUCCAUAAAGGGUCACUAUAAUUCAAAAAUGUCUUUUGUCAGUUUUUGCUUUCUUUAUUUAGUUAGCUGUCUCUUUUGUCACUUUAUAGUGCCAUGUUUUGAUAUUCAAAUUUGGGUCGGCAAGCAGUGUUUUCAUUGCACUUUACCGUUGUCGACUACAAGUUUAGUAAUAUAGUUCGAUUUAUUGAUGUAUCCUCUACAAGUUUGUAUGGGUUGAGUCCCAUGUGAUAUUUUCCUGGAUGUAACAUGAAGUAUAUGCUCAAUAAAUUAAAUGAGGAUGGAAACGUAGAACCACUGUGUUAUAUUAUGCACAAACUACAAAUCCCUUGAUUUGCACUACAACGUUUAAGGGAUGGAGAAGUUCUUGUAUGUAUGUAUUUAUUUAUAAUAACGGGUAAUUUGUGCAUUGAAUCAAUCAGAGUUUUCAAUCGUGUUACACGUGUAAGAGUUUCUGUCUUGUAAUAAUUUUUAAAUUCAUUGUUUAUUUUUUAUUCAGCAAUUAUAUUCACACACACACAAAAAUUAUAUCAUUUUUCUACCUUAUAUUUUGUGUUUUUUUUUCGCUAUUCUGUUUUAUUUCUUAUCAUAUUACGUUAUUAAUCACAUUUUUAUUUUUUUUUCUUUCUACCUCUCUUGUUUCCACGUUAUACACAAAUACUAUCCUUUCUUAUUCUAGUGAUUCCCAACUUUUCGGCUCUUUCUAUUGUCUCGUUGCUGCCAUACCAUGCAAACAAGCGAUCAGCAAUUCAGCAUCUAGGAUCAAGCAAAGGAAGUAAUAGAAUGAAAGCUCAAACUUGUAAUUAAAAUGACUAACGAGAGACGAGCCCCACUAACUAGGAGGUGAUACAAUGAAUUUAAAAUUCUACAUAAGUAAGAAUUUGAUAAUUUUUAUGCCCCAUGGCAAAUAUCUAUUUCAUUUAUUGUAUAAAUAAGAAAAUUAGAGGCUACAACACUUUCUGCUAGCCCACUACUUUGGUAACUAUCCCCAGUCUGAUGUAGUUUUGUUUUUUCUUUUUUUCCUUCUUUCCUAAUCACCAAAAGAAAAUGAAAAAUUCAAGGGAAGAACGGAAAUAGAGGUGAGUUAAAACUUUUUCUUGUUGAAGGAAGAAAACAAAGUUUCUUUGCCCUUCGGACAUGUGCGUGAUUAUUUGAUAAUU